Molecule: messenger RNA, 843 nt
Organism: Neurospora hispaniola
Lineage: Eukaryota; Fungi; Ascomycota; Sordariomycetes; Sordariales; Sordariaceae
Exons: 2
Coding region: 1-843 (280 amino acids)
Source: RefSeq, a predicted model, not a curated record
AUGGGACGCUCCGACGCUAAAGACAAUAGGCAUACUGCGACGUCGCUGCCUCCAAACGGAUCCAUAUCCGACAUCAAGAAAUCUCCUGGCAGCGACACAAAGAGCCCGGGCCUAGGUCACGGGCACACGGCAGCAGACCAUUCGUCCUCUCACGGAUCUGGUUCCGACUCCGAAUCUUCCGACAUCAUCAUAAACAGCCCAGGACACGGGCACGCAAUCCAGGAAGAGUCUUGCGAGACACAUGAACUUACGCUUCAUGCCGUGAUGGCAUUGGCUUCUGACGCCGCUGAGCCGACGAGUCGCGGCGAUUUCAUGUCCGUAAUGGUAACGACUAGCACGAAGGAUGACACGACAGAGGUCAUCACCAUUACGGAGUUGCCUGCCGACUCGGGGGGCGAGGCGGACCCCUCCAACGAAGAAGCAUACGCCGGACAAGAGGAGGAUAGCAUGAUACCACCUCCAUGGCAGCAGCAAGCGGAAAAGAUUGCAUAUCACCACAAAAUGCCUGGCUGGACUUACCACCACCCCUCACCAGCCUGGUGGGUUGACCAUUACGUUCAGGCGGGUUGGAGCUACUACGAUCCCUUUCCGAUUUGGUCUUACUACAAUCCCUAUCUGGACCAGAUCAGUUACUUCUAUCCCUCACCCCAUUUGUGUGUUCACAACCCUUCGCAGACGUGGUAUUACUACGAUCGGGCGAUGAUGGGCUGGAUUUACUGCGAUAAUGCGCUGGCUUGGAAAUAUAUGCAUCCUGAGCCGUAUGAGGUUCUUGGAAUGGGCCCGGAGCACCCGCCAGAUUGGACUUUUUACCGUGUCUUUGAGUGUCCGACUUUUGUUCUUUAG